Messenger RNA from Dama dama (fallow deer), 6997 nucleotides. RefSeq names its product unc-5 netrin receptor B (gene UNC5B). The record is from RefSeq and is a predicted model, not a curated record. Gene Ontology annotation, cellular component: membrane. The transcript has 17 exons. Gene Ontology annotation, biological process: anterior/posterior axon guidance; netrin-activated signaling pathway. The coding region runs from base 471 to 3308 and encodes 945 amino acids. Lineage: Eukaryota; Metazoa; Chordata; Mammalia; Artiodactyla; Cervidae. Gene Ontology annotation, molecular function: protein binding; netrin receptor activity.
CACUAGGGUGAGCGAGCGGCAGCGCUCGGCGUUGUGGCUGGAGGCUGGGGCCGGCGAAGACGCCCGAGCCGCGGGUAGCAACUGGGCGCAGGAACGCGCGUACUGGGGUUCGGACCGCGCGGCGUCAGCCGCUGCGAGCGCCGCUGAGCGCUCUAACCUUCAGUCGUGCAACUUCGUAGCCAGGACGUGAGAACCCGGGGAGCGCUCGAGUACCGGCGCCGGAGGAGCGCAGAGAGGGGCGCGCCGGAGCCUGACCGGAGAGCGGACGCCAGGCACCCUUCGCGCUCCGAGCGCCCGGCAGCCCUCUGCGAAGCGUGGCUGCCUCUGCCCCAACGGAGGGCACGAGCUGGCGCGACCGGGCGCCGGGGAGGACGGCGAGGAGGAGGCGGCGGCGGCGGAGACGGCGGCGGCGAGGCUGGGGCCAGGGAGAGAGCCCCGGGGGAGAGGCGCCCGAGCCGGGCCGAGGGAGCAUGUGGGCCCGGAGCGGAGCGCGGGGCGCGCUGCUGCUGGCGCUGCUGCUCUGCUGGGACCUGAGGCUGAGUCAAGCAGGCACUGACUCAGGCAGGGAAGAGCUCCCCGACUCCUUCCCAUCGGCGCCAGCAGAGACGCUGCCCCACUUCCUGCAGGAGCCGCAGGACGCCUACAUCGUGAAGAACAAGCCCGUGGAGCUGGGCUGCCGUGCCUUCCCCGCCACGCAGAUCUACUUCAAGUGCAAUGGCGAGUGGGUCAGCCAGAGUGACCACGUCACCCAAGAGGGCCUGGACGAGGCCACCGGCCUGCAGGUGCGAGAGGUGCAGAUCGAGGUGUCGCGGCAGCAGGUGGAGGAGCUGUUCGGGCUGGAGGAUUACUGGUGCCAAUGCGUAGCCUGGAGCUCUGCGGGCACCACCAAGAGUCGCCGGGCCUACGUCCGCAUCGCAUACCUGCGCAAGAACUUUGAUCAGGAGCCUCUGGGCAAGGAAGUGCCCCUGGACCAUGAAGUUCUCCUGCAGUGCCGCCCACCGGAGGGGGUGCCUGUGGCUGAGGUGGAAUGGCUCAAGAAUGAGGACGUCAUCGACCCCACCCAGGACACCAACUUCCUGCUCACCAUCGACCACAACCUCAUCAUCCGCCAGGCCCGCCUGUCGGAUACGGCCAACUACACCUGCGUGGCCAAGAACAUGGUGGCCAAGCGCCGCAGCACCACGGCCACUGUCACUGUAUACGUGAACGGUGGCUGGUCCAGCUGGGCAGAGUGGUCGCCCUGCUCCAACCGCUGUGGCCGCGGCUGGCAGAAGCGCACGCGGACCUGCACCAACCCUGCCCCCCUCAACGGAGGCGCCUUCUGCGAGGGCCAGGGCUUCCAGAAGACUGCCUGCACCACCGUGUGCCCAGUGGACGGCGGGUGGACGGAGUGGAGCAAGUGGUCGGCCUGUAGCACCGAGUGUGCGCACUGGCGCAGCCGCGAAUGCAUGGCGCCCCCGCCCCAGAACGGAGGCCGGGACUGCAGCGGGACCCUGCUCGACUCCAAGAACUGCACUGACGGGCUGUGCGUGCAAAAUAAGAAAACUCUAAGUGACCCCAAAAGCCACCUCCUGGAGACCUCGGGGGACGUGGCGCUGUAUGCGGGCCUUGUGGUGUCCGUCUUCGUGGUGGUGACUGUCCUCAUAGUGGUGGCGGUGGUGGUGUACCGCCGCAACUGCCGGGACUUUGACACCGACAUCACCGACUCGUCUGCUGCCCUCACCGGCGGCUUCCACCCAGUCAACUUCAAGACUGCAAGGCCCAACAACCCACAGCUCCUGCACCCAUCCGUGCCUCCUGACCUCACUGCCAGUGCCAGCAUCUACCGCGGGCCAAAGUACGCCCUGCAAGACUCAGCCGACAAGAUCCCCAUGACCAACUCGCCGCUGCUGGACCCGCUGCCCAACCUCAAGAUCAAGGUCUACAGCUCCGGCACCACCGGCUCUGGGCCAGGGCUGGCAGAUGGGGCCGACCUGCUGGGAGUCCUGCCGCCCGGCACGUACCCUGGUGAUUUUGCCCGGGACACCCACUUCCUGCACCUGCGCAGUGCCAGCCUCGGCUCCCAGCAGCUCCUGGGCCUGCCCCGUGACCCGGGGAGCAGUGUCAGUGGCACCUUUGGCUGCCUGGGCGGGAGGCUCAGCAUCCCCGGCACAGGGGUCAGCCUGCUGGUGCCCAAUGGAGCCAUCCCCCAGGGCAAGUUCUACGAGAUGUACCUCAUCAUCAACAAGGCAGAAAACACCCUCCCACUUUCAGAAGGGACCCAGACAGUAUUGAGCCCCGCAGUGACCUGCGGGCCCACAGGCCUCUUGCUAUGCCGCCCCGUCAUCCUCACGGUGCCCCACUGUGCAGAAGUCAGUGCUGGCAACUGGAUUUUCCAGCUCAAGACCCAGGCCCACCAGGGCCACUGGGAGGAAGUGGUGACCCUGGACGAGGAGACCCUGAACACCCCCUGCUACUGCCAGCUGGAGGCCAGGUCCUGCCACAUCCUGCUGGACCAGCUGGGCACCUACGUGUUCACGGGUGAGUCUUAUUCCCGCUCGGCAGUCAAGCGGCUCCAGCUGGCCAUCUUUGCCCCAGCCCUCUGCACCUCCCUGGAGUACAGCCUCAGAGUCUACUGCCUGGAGGACACGCCCGUAGCGCUGAAGGAGGUGCUGGAGCUGGAACGGACCCUGGGUGGCUACCUAGUGGAGGAGCCAAAACCCUUGCUGUUUAAGGACAGUUACCAUAACCUGCGCCUCUCCCUCCACGACAUCCCCCAUGCCCACUGGAGGAGCAAGCUGCUGGCCAAGUACCAGGAGAUCCCCUUCUAUCACAUUUGGAGUGGCAGCCAGAAGGCCCUGCACUGCACCUUCACGCUGGAGAGGCACAGCCUGGCCUCCACGGAGCUCACCUGCAAGAUCUGCGUGCGGCAGGUGGAGGGAGAGGGCCAGAUAUUCCAGCUUCAUACCACGCUGGCAGAGACGCCUGCUGGCUCCCUAGACGCCCUCUGCUCUGCGCCCAGCAGUGUGGCCACCACCCAACUGGGACCCUACGCCUUCAAGAUCCCCCUGUCCAUCCGCCAGAAGAUAUGCAACAGCCUGGAUGCCCCCAACUCACGUGGCAAUGACUGGCGGCUGUUGGCACAGAAGCUCUCCAUGGACCGGUACCUGAACUACUUUGCCACCAAAGCAAGCCCCACAGGUGUGAUCCUGGACCUCUGGGAAGCUCUGCAGCAGGACGACGGGGACCUCAACAGCCUGGCGAGUGCCUUGGAGGAGAUGGGCAAGAGCGAGAUGCUGAUGGCGAUGGCCACCGAUGGAGAGUGCUGAGCUGGCCCGCACCUGCGGGCUGGGAGGGACCAGCAGGAGGCGGGCACAGGCAGGCCCGGGGCAGCCUCCUGGGGGGCAAUUGGGCCUCCUCUGCCCCCGAGCUCACAGCCAGAAUCGCCCCUCCUCCUCCUCCCCCCACUUGCCCCACCCGCAGACCACAACCAGCCUUAGGAGAUCCAUGGACUUCGUUGUUGGGAGGACUCAGCGGUCCUUCUCCACCCCAUGCUGUCUCUCCUGACCUCAGACCUCUGUGCAGGAAGCAGGAGGGGCCGGGCCCUCUGGAGGCAGCUAGGGGAACAAGGAAGUGGCCCUCCCACCCUCAGCCCCAGGAACUCUCGGGGCACCUGUUUUAGUUGUGUUCUUUAUUCUCUUCCUCAGUUAUUGAUUCUCCCUCCUCCCUCUCCGUUCACACCAUUUUCCUCUUUGAAGAGUCAAGUACAAUUCAGAGAAACUGCUUUCUCCUGUCCACAAGUGAAAACGAAGAGGAAAGAAAGAAAGCUUCCAACCACUAGUAAGGCUCAAAAAAAAAGAAAAACACCAAAACCACAAGGGAAAAGAAAACCCAGUUUCUUAGGAAACGCAAAUGAUUUAUUAUCCAGAUAUUUGGAUAAGUUCUUUUUAAGAAAAAAAAAGAAAAUGAAAAAACAACACAAAAAAAUAGAAAACGCUUUUCUUGAGUGUGGGUGUGGGCGUGCUUGUGAUUCUGGCCAGCAGCCUGUGUGUGUGUAUGUGUGUGAGAGAGAGAGAGAAUCAGGGAGAGAGAGACUGAAUAGGAAACCCUUUGCUGCUAAUGAUUCCAUCUUAGACUAAAUUCUAACAAGCCCUCAGCUUCCGCACUUCUACAGGUUCAGAUGAGGUCUGAGACGUGGUCCCGUGUUUCUUUCUGAAAUCUUAAACAGAUGCUGAAUCAGUAAAGCCAAGGAGACCUGAAGUCUGGCGUGGGGUGGGGUCCUGCCUCCCUCUCACAGCCCCAGGCAGGUGCCCCCAUGGCUCCUCCAGGUUCCCAGGAAUCUAGAUUAAAAGGACCUGGGAUGGAAAAUGUGGGUGGGCCAGCCCAGCCAGGGAGUACUAUGGUCUGGGGGCUCCUGGAGAGGGGGCGUGGCCCAGAGAGGGUCCUCACAGAGAAAGGAGUCAGGAAUGAGAAUCCCCUGUGGACACCUCUCUUCCCCCUCCCCCCAAGGCGGGGCCAGCUGGGACACCCCAGCCUCUAGACCUGCUGGGCUGGAGCAGGUGGGCCUUCUUUUAAUGCCCAGGAUUCCAGGAUCUGCCCUUCCUUGCAGAUUCCCUUCCAUUUCUCCUUCUGUAAAACAAGGGGAGGAUAGGACGGGCUCUCCUGCUUCAGAAGCCUGAGCUCCUGGGGUUGGUGCGGCUUUGAGGAACGUGUGAGCAGCCAGCCCUGUGGGCGGCGUGGGAGGCAGGGAGGCGGCUGGUCUGGCUGUGCUUUGCACACCUGCCCGGAGUGGAGGAGGAGGGGUGGAGGGCUAUUUUCCCAGCUCUGAUCUCCCCAGGCAUCUCCCUGCAACCCUCUUCUCACUCUCCUGCUGCUGUCUGGGAGAGUCUGAAGGAAGCUUUGACCAGCAGGGUGGAGGCGGGUGUGGCACCCCCUCUCCAGCCUGCCUGUUCCAGGAUGUUCCGAGGGCCAUCAAGGUCCCUUUCCACCGUCUGGUGAUAACUGGAACCAGACUCUUGAGCUGGCACAGAGGCCACAUCAAAGGCCUCUCCUCUUGGCACCCAGGCCAAAGCAAGUGCCAGCUCUGGGCACUCACCCCAGGGCUUGCCCCAGCAGGUCCAGGAGCAGCUGCUGGGACCAGCCUGGGCGUAUCCUGGCCUUUGAAAGUCUGAUCUCCUGGGAGAAAAGCAGGUUAGGGGGCUGUAGUCCCAGCCAGUGUCCUAAGCCUGGCGUCCCAGCCAUGUACUCGGGGGCGUGUGGGGACAGUGAGAUUUUCAUCACUCCCCAGCCCCCUGGGGAACGGGCUGCCGGCUGGCCAUCGAGGGCCUCCUGGGUUUGAGAGACGUUCCUUUUUAUCAAGGCUGCUCAAGGGGCCAGGCCUGCAUCAGGCUUGAGCCCCUGAGGCUGAGACCACAGACUUUUACUUUUACCCCAGUGCCUGUGUGGACGUUGCCUCAACAAAAGCAGCGAGCCUUCCCUGCCAAAGGUGCCAUCCACCUCGGGCUCAGUCUCCCUGCCCACCCCCACCCAUGUGGGCCUGGGUGGUCACAUGGGGGCAGUCUGGAGUCCAUGGACCAGCAUUCAAGCAAGCUCCAGCUUUGCUGAGGCCCCUGUGUGACUUCAGGUGUGUGACUGCCUUCUCAAGGCCUCUUUCCUUUUUAGACCUAGAAGCCUCCACAACUGCUGUCUGAGGCCCUUGGGUCUCUGAUACGUCAUUUUAGGCUUCUGAGGUGAACCCUGGUGGGUUGAAGUUGACUGUGGUCUGCCAUGGCUCUUCUCCCUGCCCCUGCUUCCCUGUCCUUCCUCCCUCCCUUCCUCUCCUCCCUGUCCCUCCUUCUCCCUGUCUCUCCUUCUCCUCCCUGUCCCUCCUUCCCUGCCCCUCCUACCUCCCUUCCCUCCAUCCUCCCUGCCCCUCCUCCCUCCCUUCCCUCCUCCCUCACUUCCCUUCAUCCUCGCUGCCCCUCCUCCCUCCCUUCCAUCCAUCCUCCCUGCCCCACCUUCAUCCUCCUUCCCUGUCCCUCCUCCCUUCCCUCCUCCUUCCCUGCCCCUCCUCCCUUCCCUCCUCCCUCCCUGCCCCUCCUCCCUGCCCCACCCUGAGAAACCUGCUUCCUUAGCGCCUAGGAGCUCUUGUUGGAUGAGGCCAGGCCAGCCACCCAGGUGCCAUUUCUGACCUGAUUUCCAGAAAUUGUGUACCAGGGCCUGGAGCACAGAACCAAUUGGCUAAAGCCUCCUGGGAGGGCUCAAACUGUCCAGCUUUAUAAGAAAAGCCUGGAAAGGAUUUGCUGGCUCCAUCAAUCUGCUUGGGCCACUGUGACUGUGUCUGCAGACUGCCCGCCUCAGGGUGGCAUGGAGGUUUCUCAGCUUAUUCAGGCCUGAGAGGCAGCCCCACACAGCCCGAGUACCUUGAGAGCCACAGAUUAAGUGCCGCUGCAAGGCCUAGCGCUGUGUUGACGUCUCUCUCGUCUCUGGGGUGUGCUUGCACAUCUGUGCGUGUAUGCAUGUGCUUUUAUCUGUGGGCACAUCAGCGUGCCUCUCCGGGAACAUGUCCCCACCUGUGUGUGCGUGUGUGCCCUCCUCGAGUCCACGCUGGGCCGCCUGGAGGUUGCCUCUCUGAGUACACAGGGUCAGUCGAUGUCUCUUCUACGUGCCUCUCCCUCUGCCUUCUCUCGUAGGGUUCUGGACUCCAGAGGGGCCCUCCCCUCUCCUGGAUACUCCAAGGCCCUCUGGUCUCCUUCCCCCAGCAACCAGGCAGCUGAGCCAGUUCCCUUAACAGGCCCUCUGGGGAGAGGUGACCAGGAGCCUGGGUGCAGGGAGCAGCUCUCCUGCGGGCCAAGGGCUGUACCACCCGCCUGGGCAGUGGACAUGGUUAUAUGCCCAAGGGCUGCCGGGCUGGCCCCAGUCCCACCUCUGUUUAUUCUGUACUACAACCUGUAAAUAACAUUUAGCAUUCCUAUUGUAACAAAAUUAAUUUUUAUGAAAUAAAUUAUAUUUCCUAGUCUAAUAAAAAAUUCAGGUUGUA